CGAACUAUCUGUUCCUUCCCUGCAUUUCAGGCCUUAAACUGAUCUUUAUACCAUUUUACCUAGUAAACCUUUUUCUCUCUCUUCAAUCUUAUCCAUCAACAUGAACAAGCUUCUUGAUCAGCCCUACUUACAUUCAGGAGUUCAAAAGUCACUAUUUUUGGCCUUUCUCAUACUCCUUCCCACCAUAGUUUCCGGUGAGUGUACAUGUGAUGCUGAAGAAGGAGGUCAUAACAAAAGUAAAGCACGUAUGUACAAACUGAUCGCCAUAGCCACAAUCCUCGUAGCCGGUGCAAUCGGUGUGUGUCUUCCAGUAUUGAGCAAGACCAUACCGAGUUUAAGUCCCGAUAGUGAUUUAUUUUUCGUCAUCAAGGCUUUUGCAGCGGGUGUCAUUCUAGCAACUGGGUUUAUACACGUGCUUCCUGAUGCUUUUGAUCACUUGACAUCGCCGUGUUUGAAUGCGAAUCCAUGGCAGAACUUUCCGUUUACAGGGUUCGUGGCCAUGGUAUCGGCAAUGGGUACUCUUAUGGUUGAUACCUAUGCUACUUCUUACUACAAAAAAUCACACUUGAACAAAGCAAGGCCCGAUGAAGAGAUGGUAGUUGAUGGGCAUGAUGACGGUCAUGGUCAUGUCCACGCGUAUGCCACACAUGGUCAUGCCCAUGGAUCGAUUCUCUCUGAAGGGGAUUCGGAUUCAUCUGAACUACUUCGUCAUCGUGUUAUAUCACAGGUUUUGGAAUUGGGGAUUAUAGUCCACUCUGUAAUUAUUGGAAUUUCCUUGGGUGCUUCUCAAACUCCGAAAACGAUAAGGCCUCUUGUGGCUGCCUUGACAUUUCAUCAAUUUUUUGAGGGCAUGGGACUUGGUGGAUGCAUAGCUCAGGCAAAAUUCAAAUCUCGGGCCGUUGUGAUAAUGGCGGUGUUCUUCUCUCUGACAACCCCGAUUGGUAUCGUAAUAGGCAUCGGAAUAACAAACAUUUACAAGGAGAAUAGCCCAAAUGCUUUGAUCGUUGAGGGGGUUUUAAACGCAGCAUCAGCAGGGAUAUUGAUCUAUAUGGCACUUGUGGAUCUUCUCUCAGCUGAUUUUAUGAACCCAAGAAUGCAGAACAAUGAAAAGCUUCAGUUACAUGCUAAUGUUUCCCUCCUCUUUGGUGCUGGCUUGAUGUCUCUCUUGGCCAAAUGGGCUUGAAGCUUUUUGUUUGGUAGUCAAUGAGACAACCACAUGGUUUUUGAUCCCAUUGCCUCAUACUAUAGGAACUAAGGAUUUUCUACCGCACCGAAAAAUAAUUUUUCGUUAUGAUAUUGAAGCUUAUAAUACAAAUAAACUAUUUUACGACUCGACGGGAUCAAAUUAUGAUCGAUGCAGAAAAGUUGGGAUCGAUCCCAAAUUUGAAGAACUAAUCCCGAAAUUUUGGACCCCAUCGGGUUGUAAUUUGUUCUAUAUAGUAUUGAAAAGUUGGUUUUGGGUGAUGUAGGCUUUUUUUUUUACUUUUUUUUGGAGUUUUAGGACUAUUUUUUAUGGAUAUGGUGGUACCUAUUUUUGUCUUUUGUUUCAGUAUUGUUAUGGUGAUCAAAUUCUUACACCAAAUGAUGUGGGUUGUUAGAUUGGUGGGUUCCAUUGACACCCAAAACAAAUUCAAUGAAUGUGAUGUUGCCACUUCAUUUGGUACAAAAGUUUGGUGUAUAAAUUUGGUCACCAAAGUAUUAUUGUUUUUUUUAUAUGAAAUAAACUCUCAUAUGCCAUUAUUACAAUAAAUUGAAAUGAAUUAUAAAUUCAAAAGAAGAG
Messenger RNA from Ilex paraguariensis (yerba mate), 1780 nucleotides. NCBI's taxonomy places the organism in Eukaryota, Viridiplantae, Streptophyta, Magnoliopsida, Aquifoliales, Aquifoliaceae. The record is from the annotation of a GenBank genome assembly.